AUGGGGGAGUCAGAUGAGCCCCAGUACUACUAUGAUUCCGUAGCCCAGCAGUGGUGGGUCUAUAACACGGCACUUGGCCAAUGGGAGCUGUGCCCUGAGAGUGAACAGACAGAUGUAGCCGCAGCCGAGCCCGCGGCUGAGCAGGAGCAGCCACCGCAAGACCAGCAGCAGCAUGAGCAAUACCAGCGAGAUGCUGACAGCAGAGCUGUUGCAGCAGCAGCUGUUGCUGGCAGCGCAGACGGUGAUGCCUCUCCGGUCAAGAGAGCACCAGAAGAAGCAGCAGACGCAGCAGCAGCAGAAUCAUGUCAGCAGCCUCUGAGUUCCGACUCUUCAGAUUUGGCUGUCUCAUCAUCCCCAGGAGCAGGCGCAGCGCGAGCAGCUGCAGCUUCGCCCGCAGAACCCUCUAAGCCGCGCCGUCGUGGAGUGAGUGUGGUGGCGUUCAAGAGCUCGGACUCCAGCAGCAGCAGCAGCAGCAGCAGCAGCAGCCCCGCGUCUGGAGUGUCUCGCCAAGCUUCCGGCGCAGAGUCUGAAGGAGGCGUGGACGAAAUAGGCAACGCCUUGGACCGCCUAAUGACCACCAACUUCUCUCGGGGGCUCACCCGCAACUGGGGCUCGGGCUCAGACUCCGGUUCCUUUCCCUGGGCAGCGCGGGGGGCUGCAGCAGGAGGCAGCAGCGGCAGAGGCAGCGCAGCAGACUCCGUCAGCGAAAGCAGCCAAGACACUGACAGCCCCAGAGAGCCCACCCCAGAGCCCAUUGUCCGAAGGGUCACCCGCCGAAUGACCUUCAAAGAUAUGGGCGGCCUCGCCGGCUGCCUCCAGAAAGCAGUGCAGCUGCGCCAGGAGCUCAUAGACACAGAGAAAGGCAAGCAGCCUCUGCUGAAGCAUGUACACAGGUUGCUGCUGCUGCUGCUGCUGCUGCUGCUGCUGUACACAGGCUGCUGCUGCUGCUGCUGCUGCUGGGGGCAUGUGCCUGGUGCAGAAGACUCGGAAACAAAAGAAGAGGCUUGGAAGAUCCGGGCCAGAACGGCAGCACAGACGGCAGGAACAGCGGCACGGGAGAAGGCAAGGAGUUUGUGGAAAGCUGCUGCUAAAGAACUAGCAGCUAGCCACCAGCAGCAGCAAAGGACACCUCACGCAGGCGCACAAAGAUUCGCAGAUAUCGUGACCCUUGUUGCAGCUGCGAGGGCCAAAGAUCGUGGUCUCGAGAAACGUGGCAUCCUCCGGUCCUCAGCUGAGGCAGAUGCAGCAGCAGUUGCAGCAGCAGGAGCAGGAGCUCUUCACUUAUCUCCCAUGGGUGCUGCUUGGGACAGGAGGAAAACUGCAGACUUAACAGGGCGAAUCAGAUUUGCUGAUGUCACUCUCACUGACCCCACCAAUCAACACCAGGUCUCGGGCCUUCUGGGGGCUUCUGGGAGGAGAAACACAGUGGCAGUUCCUGCUGCUGCUGCUGCUGAUCGUGCUGCUGCGGCGGUUGCAGAAGAUCUAGCUACUGCAGCACAGCCACAAACACCAAUCUUACAGGAAAAUUCAGGAUAG
Molecule: messenger RNA, 1536 nt
Organism: Eimeria necatrix
Lineage: Eukaryota; Apicomplexa; Conoidasida; Eucoccidiorida; Eimeriidae
Exons: 3
Coding region: 1-1536 (511 amino acids)
Source: RefSeq, a predicted model, not a curated record